CCACCGUGCGUGCUGAGUAAAUUCACGUCCGUAUAAGACGUUGAUUUCUCUCUUUUUCCCUUCCUUCUUUUUUUUCAUGCUAGAUCUCGCUACCCUUCACGCAAAUUCCCGACUGUGAUACGAAACGGUAUUAGUCACUCGAUGGAGCUAGCGAUAUGAGAACUAUCUAAAGGAGUGUGACAGAUAGAGAAAUAUUCCUUUUCUUGACGGGAUACGUAACUCUUCGAGAUGGACAGCAAGGGGAGGAAGAUCAUCGUCUGUGACAAUGGCACCGGGUUUGUCAAGUGUGGGUACGCCGGCGCAAACUUUCCAGCCCAUAUAUUCCCGUCUAUAGUGGGACGACCAAUAAUCAGAGCUGUCAACAAAAUAGGUGAUAUUGACGUCAAGGAUGUGCUUAACAUGCCUGACUUAAUGGUCGGCGAUGAAGCAAGUAAACUUCGUUCUAUGUUAGAAAUAAGUUAUCCAAUGCAAAAUGGGAUUGUUAGAAAUUGGGAAGAUAUGUGUCACGUAUGGGAUUACACUUUCGGCAAGGAGAAAAUGAAUAUUAAUCCUAAAGAGUGUAAAAUUCUGUUAACCGAGCCACCAAUGAAUCCUAUCACGAAUAGAGAAAAGAUGAUAGAGGUAAUGUUUGAGAAGUACGGUUUUGCUGGGACAUACAUUGCGAUCCAGGCAGUACUGACAUUAUACGCUCAAGGAUUGAUUAGCGGUGUCGUUGUGGAUUCCGGUGAUGGUGUUACGCACAUUUGUCCCGUGUUUGAAGAGUAUGCUUUGCCACAUUUGACCAGACGAUUAGACAUAGCCGGACGCGAUAUUACAAUGUAUCUAAUUAAAUUGCUGCUACUGCGUGGUUACGCUUUUAAUCACUCAGCUGAUUUUGAAACUGUUCGAAUGUUAAAAGAGAAACUAUGUUACAUCGGUUAUAAUAUAGAAACGGAAGAGAAGUUGGCUCUUGAAACCACUGUAUUAGUGGAGUCUUAUACUCUUCCUGAUGGUCGUGUGAUCAAAGUAGGCGGUGAGAGAUUUGCAGCACCGGAAGCGCUCUUUCAGCCUCAUUUGAUUAACGUCGAGGCACAGGGAAUAGCUGAGCUAGUAUUUAGCACAAUUCAAGCAGCUGAUAUCGAUAUCAGAAGCGAACUGUAUAAGCACAUCGUUCUGAGUGGAGGUAGUACAAUGUAUCCAGGGCUUCCAUCGAGGCUUGAACGAGAAAUUAAACAACUUUAUCUUCAAAGAGUAUUAAAGAAUGAUACCACUAAAUUGAAUAAAUUUAAGAUAAAAAUUGAAGACUCACCUCGACGUAAAGACAUGGUUUUCAUGGGUGGUGCUGUACUAGCAGAAAUAACGAAGGACCGAGAUUCUGUAUGGAUAACGCGGGAAGAGUAUGAAGAAAAAGGUCUUAGUGUACUAAAAAAAUUAGGCUCCUAUGAAUCAUAAGAAAAGUCAUACACACAAAUAUAGGCUACAAAAUUUUUAACGGCCAAUCAAGCGUUUUUAUACUUAAAAAAAAAAAACGUUCUUUAGUUAGACUUGCGCAGCAGUUUUAUAAUUUGUUAUAUAAUUGUAAAAAGGUACUUUAAACGAAGUACUUUAAAAGAUUUACUAGCCGUUUGAUACUAAACUCUAGUAAACUCAUGUAUUUUUUGGUUAAAUGUGAUAU
Molecule: messenger RNA, 1654 nt
Organism: Cyphomyrmex costatus
Lineage: Eukaryota; Metazoa; Arthropoda; Insecta; Hymenoptera; Formicidae
Gene: Arp2
Product: Actin-related protein 2
Exons: 9
Coding region: 229-1431 (400 amino acids)
Source: RefSeq, a predicted model, not a curated record